UGGGAUGUGGGAGGGGAACGGAGUGGAGGAGGCGAGAGAUGGAAGUGGAUGGAUGCUCUUGAUGGGCUGAAAGUGAAACAGGCACCGCGGUCACUAGUGGCAGUAUGCGGGCGUGGCAGUGGAAAGUGUGGAGAUGCCAUUGAUUUGCCCCGGAAAUCUGCCACCCGCUGCGAUCCAUUCCCCCCUCCCCCCGUCGGCCUCCCCGUGGUUUCCCCUUGUCUCUCGGCGUGCCCUGGGGUUGUCGUCGCUCGAGACAUCAACAUGGCGUAUGUGACUGUGUGUGACGAUAAUCAUGGCACUGAUGGAAAAUUCCAACCGGGAAGCGCUCUCCGAGUCGGGGUCCGUGAGACAAGAAUGAGCCCUCCAAGGUUGCCCCGCGGUAACUCAACCCCUUGGGGAUGUCGGAGCAAAUUGGAGCAUCUCAUAGGCGCCUGCUCACUGACUUCCCGCGAACUGUUCGACCUUCAACCCGCGAUCAGUGGGUAUUACCCUCCCCCCGCCGAGAAAGCAUGCAGGGGUUGGAGCCCAACGGCGCUGUGCUGCAACCAUCGGUUGUUGCUCUUUCCAGACAACAACUCGGUUGACGGCAUGACAACCCCGGUAAUAUCUCUGCCGGAUAUCUCAUCCUGGAGGAAUGAGGAGUAA
Molecule: messenger RNA, 645 nt
Organism: Aspergillus niger
Lineage: Eukaryota; Fungi; Ascomycota; Eurotiomycetes; Eurotiales; Aspergillaceae
Exons: 3
Source: RefSeq, a predicted model, not a curated record